CCGCCCUCGUUCUCGUUUAGCUGUGCGUCCACGCCGUUCCCGCACGCGAUCCUCGCCCAACUACUGCAGACGGGAGUCGGGUGGUCUGGCCUCAGCUCUUCGUUUCGUGGCCGGCGGUGAUGUCGGCGCUGGAGUGGUUCGCGCACAAGUCUCUGGGGGGAGGAAUCUACUGGAUCCAAGAGCGCUUCUACGAGUCGGGCAAUCGAGCCAAUAUCUGGCUGGUGCGCGGCUCCCAGCGGGACGUGGUGAUCGACACGGGGCUGGGGCUGCGCAGCCUCCCCGACUACCUUCACUUGGCCGGGCUUUUGGAUCCCGAGCCGGCCCAGGGCGACCUGGAGGGAGCAGAUCGCGGCGAAGGAGGGAAGGAGCCCGCAAGCAGUGGGCGGCGGCGGCCGUUGCUAGCCAUCGCCACCCAUGUUCACUUCGACCACUCGGGCGGGCUGCACCAGUUCGAGGAGGUGGCCGUGCACAGCGCCGAGGCCGGAGCCCUGCGCCGCGGCGAUAACUACGAGACUGUCACUUGGCUCUCGGACAGCGAGGUGGUGAGGCAGCCUACCCCCGGCUGGAGGGCCAGGCAGUUCCGAGUGCGACCCGUCCAGCCGACGCACGUCUUGCAGGAGGGGGAUGUGAUCAGCCUUGGUGAUAGACAGCUCACUGUCAUGCACAUGCCUGGCCAUUCGAGAGGAAGCAUUUGUUUGCAUGACAGAGAACGGAAGAUUCUGUUCAGUGGGGAUGUUGUAUAUGAUGGCUCAAUGAUUGACUGGCUUCCCUACAGCCGGAUAAAUGACUACGUUACAACCUGCCAACGAUUAAUAGAAUUAGUCAAUAGGGGCCUUGUGGAAAAAGUCCUUCCAGGGCAUUUUAACACGUUUGGAGCUGAACGGCUGUAUCGUUUAGCUUCCAACUAUAUUUCAAAUGCUGGGGUUUGUCACAAGGUUUCUACAUGUGUGGUGAGAUCGGUUGCAAGCCUAGCACUUCGUGCAACAAAUUCUAGAACGACUUCAUAGUCUUAACUUCAUAGCCAUGAAGAUGCUUAUUUUUAUCUAAUUAAUUUAUAUUUUAAAAAUGCCAGUAUAUGCUAGUAGCUGUGCCAAAGCUACUCAUCUUUUUUGUCUCUUUUCAAGGCAAGUUUGCACAUAAGUUGAAUGCUAUUUGACAGAUGUUCUAAAUAAGUUAUUUUGUAUUUUAAACCAUCUUGAAACAUAUGCACUAGAAUAAAAGUUUUGCACUUGUGCCAAACUUUCUGAUGCAGCCUUCAGUUAGAGGUUUAUGUUAAAAGCAUAUUUUAAACGGCUGAAAUUUAAAAGCAAGGGUUGUGGGAAGAAGGGGCUAUUAGAACAUUCCACUGUCAUGUUGAAUGCACUAAGUACCUAAGUAAUUUUUAUUGUAUGGGAUGAAUGUAAACUGAAGUUAAUACCAAAUGUUCAUAUCAAAUAUUGUUCUAUGUUAUUGUUGUUCUUCAAUUGUAUUGCAUUUAGGUAUUGGUUUCAAACAAAUGAAAUAUCAUUUAAUAUUUUAAGUAUAUUGCUUGCUUUUCAAAUAUGACUAAUGCUGUAAGUGUGAGUGUAUAACUGUUAAAAGUUCAGUCUGACAAUUUUUAAGUAAAACAUGCACCCGUAAUCCAAGGUUCUUAAUUCCUGUAGUACCACAGUUGCAGAAACAUUUCAGCAAGUGUGAGUUGCUGAUUGAACAACCGUUGUAAACAAAAUGGGCAUCCAAAACAAGCAAACUGAUAUUGGGUGGUAGAUUUAUCAGGUGCCAUUACACGUGGGUCAGACUUCCAUUAAAAGUCUUUACCGUUCAGAUAGUAUUCUUCAUUUUUAUCUUUUUAGUGUUUUUCUUUCCUGCUUUCCCCAGUUUGCAUUGUGCUUCUUUUCAACCAACCUAAUAAACAUUCCUACCAGUUAUUCAUUAUUUUCCAAGAUAUUAUUAGUUUCUUGUAUGGAGACAGAGCUUGUGUCUUGCAUCAGAAUCUGAUUUGUUGGAAUUCAGUAAGAAUUAUAUUAAAAAUGACCCUUUCUUGCAAGAACACUAACUUACUUGAGUAUUGUGGCCAUCAAACUUUUUUUUCCUUUUUGAAUUCCAUUGCACAGUAUCUCCCCAACAUCCAAGCAGCACUUUGAUGCUUGAUACCACAGUAUUCAGCACUUUGUAUCCUAUGAAAGUAUAGUUAGUUCUUAAAAUGUUAACAGUGCCUAUUUCCUGUUUUAAAACAAAUGAGUAUUGCAAACUGCAUCAUUUUGGCAAUUAACACUGGAAAUACUGUCUAUACUAACAAAAACUAUUAAUUCACUGCCUUUGAAUAAUAGGAAAAAGGCAUCUAGCAGUAGAACCUCAAAUUAGCAAAUGCUGCUUGUAUGCUAUUGAAAAUUGUGUAGUCAAAAUUGUGAGGAACCACACACAUGGUCAAAAGAUUAGGAGCGUGUUGCUAUAUUAUGCACUCAUACCCAUUCCUUUUUUGACUAGAUUUCUUCCUCUCGGGUUAAAUACAGUUAAGCACAGUGUCAGCUGCAGUAUUAAGCACAAUCAAGGUUAAUCUGAUUCCUGCUUAAUCAAGAUUUUCAACCAUCUUGGAAUCCAUGUGAGUUCUAGUGCCUUGUUUAUUUCUCUGACAGAAUGGUUGACUUUUUGGCUUGGACCAUUACAGAAUGAUUUUGUUCUGAAAUACUGCUGAGGCAUUAAUAACAGUUUUAUGCAUAGGUAAAAGAAACUGCUUGUUUUGACUUUCUGUUCCUUCUUCCUUUGCCCAUUGCCAAUGUCUUGAAAGUUAUUUUACCAAAGUGUAAAUGAUACUUUGAUUUCUCACUAUGAGAGUAAUUCAGUGUAAAGAAUCCUACAGUUGUCAAAGACUUGUGGUGAAGGACUGAUUUGAAGCUUUUCUGUUGGUUUAGUAAGUUACCAAUCAAAUAUCUACUUACAAGAUUUGCUGAUUUUAAAGAAAAUCUGUGUCUUAUUUCAAUCUGAUUAGGUGUCACAAAGUAAGCUUGCCUACUGAAGCCAAUAAAUAAUUAUAGUCAUUGGGAAAUAUAUUCAUAUGGGAAGGUCUUUCUUACUGAAAUAUAAAUACUUCUCAAUUCAGUGAGAUUUUAUUUCUAGUAAGUGAAUAGUGGAUUGUAACUUUAUUCAAGUUUCAACCUAGAAGUGGAUCACAGUUCAAGUUUUGACUAUUAUUUGUUAGUCAAAUACUACCCGAGAGAGAAUGCUAUAGAAUCUUAUCUGUUGUUUUAAAUAUUUUUAUAUUAUAAAGUUUAUUUCUGAAAGAAAACAUUUUUAAAAAUGCUAUCGAUCAUACAUUUACUAUUCUUUUAUUUGUAAAAAGUUUUGAACCACUAAGGGAUUGUAUAUAUUUGUCUGUUUUUCACAGUUUAAAAACCCAAUAACUGAGCUGAAAUAAAGUUAUUUGGACUUCAGCCAUGUUGAUAUGCUAUCACUUCAAGAGGUAUUAUUUAACUGGGUCAUGAAUACUGCUGUAAUAUAUGGUUUAAAAGCAUUUUUAAAAGUUGUAAUGCACCAUACUAAUAAAAAAUUACUAAUGGCAUUGGUUUCAAGAAAACUAUAUUAUUUAUUGAUAUUGAUAAUAAAAUAAUAAUGACACAAAAUA
Molecule: messenger RNA, 3601 nt
Organism: Candoia aspera
Lineage: Eukaryota; Metazoa; Chordata; Lepidosauria; Squamata; Candoiidae
Gene: MBLAC2
Product: metallo-beta-lactamase domain containing 2
Exons: 2
Coding region: 120-1007 (295 amino acids)
Source: RefSeq, a predicted model, not a curated record